Messenger RNA from Penicillium salamii, 2862 nucleotides. The record is from the annotation of a GenBank genome assembly. NCBI's taxonomy places the organism in Eukaryota, Fungi, Ascomycota, Eurotiomycetes, Eurotiales, Aspergillaceae.
AUGCUUGCCCACGCCGCCAAAACUCCCUCAAUCGUACCCUCACGGAACGCCCUCCGAGUACUACGCCAAUUGGCACUGGCAGGAUCAACAGUCGGUGGAUUCUGCACCGUUGCCGCUCUCACAUAUGAAGCACAUCGCCGGGUCCGUGUCGCCGAAAAAAUAGUCGAUAACAAACGAACAUUACACAAUACUGCACCAAACUAUGAUGCAACGUCCGCCGCCAAAAGAUUGAAAGUGAUGGUGGAGGCAGCAGAGGCAGGCGAUUUCAUGGGCAUCGAGUCUCUCAAGCUAAGGAAUCGGAACCUGCCUGACGGGCCAAUUGAACCAGGAUCAGAUCUCGAAGUGGAAGCAGCGAAUUACCCCAAGCCUAAGCCGAUGAUUUCUCUGGCCAAGCAUCAUGCUCGCUCCAAGAACUCGCUCUUUGAAGGCCGCCCAAAGCAGCUAUUCGACGACAAAAACCCCUUCCACGUGGGAUUAUUGGCCCGGAAUGAGAGAAUAUUGGCCCGUGAAAAUAAGCAAGCUGAAGAUGCUCGAGACAAUGGAAAGCUUCCUUUCGAGGCGGAAAUUCGCAAAUUGAUCAACCAAGAUCGGGAGAUUACUGCAGCGAAUUUGUUCCUUGCGGCUACCGCCAGCGCAAAGAACAUAUCUUGGGAACGGAGAGAGAUCGGCUGCUAUAUCUUCACGGCAAACUGCACAAAAGGGAAUCUUUUUGUUGCCCGAACUUUGUUCAACCGCUUGGAUCAAGUUAGUGUUGUGUCGAAUGAAAUGUGGGCUACAAUUAUGCAUUUGCUAGCAAAGGAGGGCCACAUCGAUUCUGUCGGUGUCAUAUACGAUAGAUUCAGGACGAGCUUUGCUGUCCCAACAUAUCUAUUGGAGGUCAUUCUCCGGUGUCUGAUUGAGUCUAAACGAUUGGACUCUGCAAAGUUCCUCUUCUUCCAACGCUUCAAGGAUGAUCGCGACUGCGGCUUGUGUGGCGCCUACUUGGACGGCCUAUGGAGGAAGACGAGGAGUAUGGAGCUGGUCUCUUCCCAGCUUCGGCAGAUUAUCGACCGCCUUGAGUCACUUGGUCGAAAGUCAACCGAGAAGCUUUUCAACCCAGUGGUCAAAGCCAUGGUAGAGACAGGGAGAGCGGAGGAGGCGGAGACCCUGGUGAAAGAGAUGUUGCCGACAUAUGGAGCCAAACCUGGAUGUCGCACCUUUGGCUUGAUUAUCUACAGCCGAGCACUCAGCUGUGAAUGGGACAGGGUCAUGGAUGGAAUGUAUGCUAUGCACGAGCACGGAUACACCUCGAACACGAAGGAUUUCGCCAUUGCUUUUGACCGCGUGUUUUUGGAAUAUUAUCCAACCCACACGGGCAACCAGAUCUUCGACUUCCUCAUCUCCUGCAUUAACGACUUCGAUAUCAAGCCAGAUAAGGUUCUCCACAGACAUAUGCUCGAAGCCCUGAUUGAAAAGGGCACCGAGGAGAUGAUCACCAUGCUCAUGGACAUGGCCAAUGAACGCCAAUGGGACACUGGGUUCAACCGAAAAGAAAUCAAGAAUCUAGUCAAGACCCGACGUCUCGCAAUGACUGACAGCCCGGUUGGAAUCUGGAAGAUGUUACAAACAGCCAAAAAUGGAUCGAAACACUCGACUUCCACGCGGCGCAUCUUCGGGACUAGUUCUGAGAGUUGGACAGUACGUGGAGAGAAGAUUGCACCAAUUCACCUUCCCGCCGAAAAGACCUACUCGAAAACUUUGGAUAUGAUGGCCAAUAAGAGCGUGAAUCUGUUUGUACCGCUUCACAAACGAAUGGAGCAUUGUAUCAACAUGGGCAACCAUUCAGAAGCUCUGGCAAUGUACGAUGAUGCAGCAAAGGGAGGUUUUGUUGUGAGACCUAUUCAUUUGACAUUGGCCAUCAUUGCCGCAAUUCUCGGAUGCAGCAAGCUAGGUUUAGCCAACGCCCGACGUCUGAUCACUUCUGAGUGGGAUUACUGGAAGACAAUUCCCUCCCUUCGUUAUACCAAACGUUUCACCUCGUGGACUCCCAUGUUCUUCCAGCGGGUGAUGAAGGUGGACCCCAAGGCUAUCGGCCCUGGCGGUCUGAUCAAGAUGGCUAUGUUCGAAUACUACAACAUCUGUGCCACGACCGACGGCCUUGCGGUCAAACACUUCUCUGCGGCUUCUUCCAGUCGCCAACUCAUCACAGGAGGAACACCAGAACUUGCCGUUGAUCUCUUGACCACAAUCUACCAAUCUCGUUGGCGUAUCUCCCAUGGCUUUGACCAAGUCCUUUUGAAAAUGUUGAUGCGUGCCUAUGCUGGGCUCGGCAAUCUCAAAGGCAUGUGGUGGUGUAUUAUGACCAUCCUAUCACGCAACGAGAGCAUCAAACAAGACUUUGUUGUGGAGGCCAAGUCUCUGUUGAGCACAUUGGAGAAGAAUUCCCCGCCCACUGCGUCUGCUGAGAUCGCGGAACAAGUCCGAACCCUACAGCAGACCGUUGAAGUGCUGGUAGCCAAGUCCACAGGCGACCCGCACUGGUCAAACACCAGUGUUAACCCGGAGUUGAAAAAGACUGGGCGAUGCAACCAGCCACAGCACUCCGAGAAGCAACAUUUGAUUCCGACUACGAGUCUAGAGGAUCUGAUCAUCUCAUUUGAUGAGGAGUGGGAGCUGGAUCAGUUGCUACAGCGGAAGCAGCAUGAUUCGGAUGAGCAUGUGAAGUGGUGGGCCGAGUCCAACUUGUCCCAGGCGCACUCAGCAAGCCCAGAAGAUCCCAUUUACCCCGAGUACGAAGCUGAGACUUGGGAUCAGUACUAUGUGCCCGAGCAGGACUACUCUCGCUACCAUCUUGAGUUCACCCCUUCGGAGUCUGAGGAGUAA